Paramecium sonneborni is the source of this 331-nucleotide messenger RNA. Lineage: Eukaryota; Ciliophora; Oligohymenophorea; Peniculida; Parameciidae. The record is from the annotation of a GenBank genome assembly.
AUGAAGCAAAGAAUUGAUAACAAUAAAUUAAGUUAGGCAAUUGAAUUUUUAAGAAAGAUGAAGACUUUGAAAUAUGUAGUAACUAUUUUAAAGGUUACACUAAUAUUAAAUCUUUAUAUUGAUCUACUUCAAAAGAAAUAACUUUCAGAAAUAGAAAAGUACAUUGAAAUUAAUAUUAAUCAAUUUCAUAAGGAAUAAAUUUAAAUGUUUAAAAAUAUUAAUAGAUAAAUUAAGCAUAAUUUUAAGUCCAAUAUGUUUAGAAGUGCUAAACGAAUUCCUCGGAUAAAUGGAAAACAUUUUAGAUAAAUUCAGAUUAAUUACUAUUUUAUGA